Messenger RNA from Theobroma cacao (cacao), 885 nucleotides. RefSeq names its product putative E3 ubiquitin-protein ligase RHA4A. Lineage: Eukaryota; Viridiplantae; Streptophyta; Magnoliopsida; Malvales; Malvaceae. Gene Ontology annotation, molecular function: transferase activity. Gene Ontology annotation, biological process: protein ubiquitination. The record is from RefSeq and is a predicted model, not a curated record.
UUUCUCUUUGCCCUUUGUAUCAUAUGCUCCCUGUCCCUCCUUUCCUCUUAUACCUGCAUAUAUACCUGGCCACUUCUCCCUCUCUCUAAUUUGGCAUCCAUUGCAUUAGAAUUUUGAGGACUGGUGGUGAUGGGUCUGCCUCAUACUCCAUCUCCAACUCCUCCUCACCUCUAUCCUCAAGCACUUCAACUUAAACUCUACCAGGCAUUCAUAUUCUCAAUCCCUAUCCUCUUCUCAGUCAUUCUCUUUCUCUUGUUUUACUUGUUUUACCUCAAGAGAAGAGCUUCCACUCCCUCAUACCCUCGCCCACUGAUUCCAACCACUUUUAACCAGGCUACUCCAUAUCUCCCCUCACCAUGUCAACUGAGUUUGAAAAAGGAGCUGACAGACAAGCUGCCAACAGUCUUAUUUGAUGAAGAAUUAAGUACAAGGGAUUCCAAAUGUAGCGUUUGCUUGGGUGAAUUUGAGAUGAAAGAGGAGUUGCUCCAAGUCCCAUCAUGCAGACAUGUGUUUCAUGUUGAAUGCAUGCAUCAUUGGCUGCACUCCAACUCAACCUGCCCUCUCUGUAGAGGUUGUGUGUCUGUUAUUCCCGCCACCAAACUACACACUCCAAUCCCAGACAGCCUCACCGAGCAGCAGCAGCAGCAGCCGCAUCAACAGAAUGUGCCACCUCCACAACUACAGCUGCAUCAAGUAGCCGCUGAUACCUCAACGCAGCACCUAGCUGCUUCAUCUAUUGAAGGAUCAUCAGUUUCAACCCAUAUCCAAGUCCAUAACUCAUGAACCAAAUUAAGCUUCGUGUUAUACAUAAUCUAUAUAUAAUCACAUGAAAUUCUGAUUCGGCAUGCAUAUUGUUUUAACCUGCGAAUUUUUAAAAUCAUCUAA